Messenger RNA from Rotaria sp. Silwood2, 228 nucleotides. The record is from the annotation of a GenBank genome assembly. NCBI's taxonomy places the organism in Eukaryota, Metazoa, Rotifera, Eurotatoria, Philodinida, Philodinidae.
AUGUUUAUACAAUCGUGGGAAGAAUUUGCUAAACAAGCUGAACGACUUUAUCUUAAUGAUCCACUAAAUUGUCGUCUUUGUUUAAAAUAUCGAAAUGAAAUGCUUAUAUUACGUUUAACUGAUAAUCAUACAUGUCUUCAAUAUAAAACCAAAUAUGCUCAAGAUGUGAAAAAAGCUGAAAAAUUUAUGUCAAGUCUUUUACGUCAUAUGGCAUCGAAAGAAGCAUAA